Corythoichthys intestinalis (scribbled pipefish) is the source of this 1533-nucleotide messenger RNA. It is a transcript of the gene mc1r, whose product is annotated as melanocortin 1 receptor. The record is from RefSeq and is a predicted model, not a curated record. The transcript has 3 exons. Gene Ontology annotation, biological process: regulation of metabolic process; adenylate cyclase-activating G protein-coupled receptor signaling pathway. Gene Ontology annotation, cellular component: cytoplasm; plasma membrane. Gene Ontology annotation, molecular function: melanocyte-stimulating hormone receptor activity. NCBI's taxonomy places the organism in Eukaryota, Metazoa, Chordata, Actinopteri, Syngnathiformes, Syngnathidae. Bases 568 to 1533 code for a protein of 321 amino acids.
UUUACUUCACAAGAUAGGUUGUAAAUAGUUAAAAUUUAUUACGAGUACUAAAAAUUAGGUUUGUGCAAAUCGUUUGAAAUUGAUGCUCAUAGUAACACUAUUAUUUUGCCACAUUUUGUAAACUGCAAAGGAUAGGAAGUCCUAUGGAAUAGUCCAGCAAGUUAAGCUGCUGCCAGAGUACAACCGACACAAAGGAAUUAAGGAUCGUUAAGGUGUUGCACAAAUGAUCGUGCUGUGGAAGAUGUUCCUGUCCAAGCUGCCUGGUUGCACGAUCAUCACUGCCAGGCCUGCUAGUUACGUUGUUAUACAAGGAGGAGCCCAGUCAAGCCUCACAUGGUUCAGAGCAGCACUGGGCCACACAGCUCUCCUCUCUUCAAUUACAGUAUUCUUAAAGAUACUCACAUCACAUCAGUCCUGCAAAGAAGCUCUCUUGUUAGAUUAGUCAGCAUGCCUAAGGCAAAGAACAUGAUUUGGGAAAAGAACAUGUUCUGGAUGUUGCUGUUUGUCUGCUUGCAGCCAUAAACAAGCCGAGGAGACGCACUUUUCAACUAUAUUGCUAACGGACCAAUGGAGUUUUUCAACAGUUCCCAGUUUUUCAUGCACCACGACUACUUGGGCGACUACUUGCAAGACAAUGAGACCAACUCCAGCAUUGUUGAACCCAACUCCAUGGGUUGCUUCCAGCUGCGCAUCCCGCAGGAGCUCUUCCUGUCACUGGGCCUCAUCAGCCUGGUGGAGAACAUCCUGGUCAUCGUGGCCAUCAUCAAGAACCGCAACCUUCACUCUCCAAUGUACUACUUCAUCUGCUGCCUAGCUGCAUCCGACAUGCUGGUGAGCGUCAGCAACGUGGUGGAAACCAUUUUCAUGCUCCUGCACGACCAUGGCCUGCUGGACAUGCAACCAGGCAUGCUGCGCCACCUGGACAACAUCAUCGACGUGAUGAUUUGCAGCUCGGUGGUGUCGUCGCUCUCCUUCCUCAGCACCAUCGCGGCCGACCGCUACAUCACCAUCUUUUACGCGUUGCGCUACCACAGCAUCAUGACCACACAGCGUGCCGUAGGCAUCAUCGCAGCCGUAUGGCUGGCCAGCUUCACCUCCAGCAUUUUCUUCAUCGUCUAUGACACGGACAACGCCGUCAUCGUGUGCCUGAUCACCUUCUUCUGCUCCAGCCUGGUCUUCAACGCCGUGCUCUACCUGCACAUGUUCUUGCUGGCGCACAUACACUCGCGCAGCAUCACCGUCAACUUCCGCAAAAAGCGCCGACCAUCCACCAGCAUGAAGGGCGCCGUCACGCUCACCAUCCUGCUUGGUGUCUUCAUCGUGUGCUGGGGACCCUUCUUCCUGCACCUCAUUCUCUACCUCACCUGCCCCACCAGCCCCUUCUGCAACUGUUUUUUCAGGAACUUUAACCUCUUCCUCAUCCUUAUCAUCUGUAACUCGCUUAUAGACCCCCUCAUCUACGCCUACCGGAGCCAGGAGCUGCGCAAGACUCUAAAAGAGCUGCUCCUGUGCAGCUGGCUCUUCGGGGAGUGA